AGCUGAGUUAAAUAGUUCCCAUCUAUAUUCUAGUUUACCAACGGCACAGUACGCAUACGCAUCGCAAAACUCUAUUAGCUUCGCUCACUGACUUUUUCAGGCGCAUUCACGGUGUUUCGCUUUUGGCUUUCGGUGUGUGAAAUGUUCAACAAGAACGAUUGUUCUUAGAGGUUGUUGCAGUGUUUUUUAAACUGUAGAAUUUAUUUAUUUGGGAACUUUUGGGAUGCAAUUGUCCAAAAAAUGUGUCCAACAACUCCAAUAGCUCCGUCGUCGAACGCACAACUCACUUGCAGGACAACGUCCGACGUCAACCGAAAUGAAAACGUAAAGUUGGACAGCGAAAAGGACAAUGAAAUAAGUCGAGUGUUGAAUAAACUAAAUGAAGAAACUAGAUUAAAUAGUAAAUUAAGCAAAGAAAUUGAAAAGUUUUCGCCGACGAUAAGGUGGCCGGACUUAGUAGCGCAAUUAUUUAUACACAUUGGGUGUUUGUAUGGAUUUUUCUUGUGCGUGUGGUCAGCGAAAAUUUAUACUUCAAUUUUUGCAUUCCUUACAGUGAUAGCCUCAGGUUUUGGCAUAACUGCCGGAGCACAUAGAUUAUGGUCUCAUAGAGCCUACAAAGCAACAUGGCCUUUGAGGCUACUCCUAGUAUUUUUGUUUACCAUCGCAGGACAGAGACACAUAUACGUUUGGGCCUUAGACCAUCGCGUCCAUCACAAAUACAGCGAGACUGAUGCCGAUCCUCAUAACGCCAAAAGAGGAUUUUUCUUUUCCCACGUCGGCUGGUUGGUAUUGACGCCCCAUCCCUUGGUAGUGGAAAAACGAAAACGGGUCGACAUGUCCGAUUUGGAAAGCGAUUCCAUUGUUAUGUGGCAGAAAAAAUUGUAUCCAAUAUUGUUUCUACUCUGUGCCAUUCUACUACCAGUAUCGAUACCCGUUUACUUUUGGAACGAAACCUUAUGGAAUUCGUUUUGGAUUAACUUCAAUAUGAGAUUUUGUAUUACUUUGAAUAUUGCAUUUUUCGUCAAUAGCGUUGCUCAUAUGUGGGGCCAAAAACCGUACGAUAAGUACAUAAGUCCAGUUGAAAAUCUAGCAGUAUCAAUAGCAGCACUAGGAGAAGGUUGGCACAAUUACCAUCACGUAUUCCCAUGGGAUUACAAAACAGGAGAAUUGGGUAAUUCCUGGAAUCCUUCAACAACCUUUAUAGAUUUCUUUGCAAAACUUGGUUGGGCUUACGAUUUGAAAAGUGUUUCGCGUCAAAUGAUAGCUAGGAGAGCUGAAAGAAGCGGCGAUGGUAGUUAUAUUUGGGGCUAUGGCGACACUGACAUUGAGCCUGAGGAUUUGAAAGAGCUGGAAAACAUGAAGGCGGAAAAAGAUUUAUAAAUUUAUUAUUAUUUAAGUGAUAAAAAUUAUUGGCCUUAUUACAUUAUUGUGUGGACCAUUUAUAUAAUGAAUAUUUUUGCAUGCAAGUUACCAAGUACCAGUACAAAAACCAAAAAAAAAAAAAAAAUAUUAAUUAUACGAGCCAUUUACUUAGCUUUUAGGUGUUUUUGUUACGUUUAAAGUAUUAUUUGUUUAGAGGCAGACAAUUUAUUAAAUUUACAAGAUGGUAUUUAUAUUUUUUGUUUUAUUUUUCAUUGAAGUAGCAAUACUUGUAGAGGAAUAAAAAAGUUGCUUUGAUGAUAGUUUCUUCAAUUAGAAAUGUACGUAAGGGCAUGUCCAAGUA
Molecule: messenger RNA, 1723 nt
Organism: Ceutorhynchus assimilis (cabbage seed weevil)
Lineage: Eukaryota; Metazoa; Arthropoda; Insecta; Coleoptera; Curculionidae
Source: the annotation of a GenBank genome assembly